AAUGGCUCAACGGUGCCAUCUAGUGGCGGUUUCCCUGAAUUUAGUUUUAGUGCUUGUUGUCAGUUGGGAGGAAAGACAGACGUCCUUUGCUGUUUAUGUAUGGUUGAAGACUUGGCUUGUUAGUUAGCCAUGUCUCGCUUUACCAGUGCCUUCAUUGCAUCUCCUUAUAGAAGUGAUCAGGCGCCAAAACCAACUGAUAAGAGGUGGAGUAGGCCUCCAGAGGGCCUUGUUGUACCCCAGGAUGUGGAGAGGGGGCUGGGGCCAUGGAGUAAGGACCAGGGGCCGCCCAGCUCAGACCCCCCUCUCCCCCCUCAGCUGUGGGGACCCAAACGGCAGCUAGGCCAGUCCAGCCCUGGACCCAGGGUUCCCAUGGAUACUGCUACCAGGUACAGGAUGACCAGCAGACAGCAGACAGGAACAGCUAUCCUGGUGCGUGGUUGUCGCAGGCAGAGUCCGCUCCCUCUACAGGGUACAGCUGUAGGGAGACUGGGGCUGUCAGAGGAGGAGGCCAAGGAGCAGAUGGAGAACGACACCGUGGAGUUGGUGAGAGAGCUGGUUACCAUGCCGUCCAGAGACAGAGUCAAAGCUGUACGAGGCCUUCCUGUAAGUCUGGGGGAGCGCCGAAACAUCAGGUGCCGUGUCUUAGCAGAGAAGUUCUCCAGGACGAGUCUAGAGAGAACAAGCUGCACUGACUGUUGGGAGCAGAUCUCACUGUCUGUUCGUAGGUGCAGCAGUGUGGUGUUUCUCAGACAGUCUCUCUCUCCUGUGGCGCGGUUCUCUGAGGGAGAUCAAUGGCUGCUCCUCUUCAACCUCCUCUCCUCCCUCCUCAACCUCUCCUUCAUCACGUUGCCGUGGGCGAUGCUUAGCACCGACACUCAGGGCGCCGGGGCAACUGCCGGGUUCAGGGGACUGGAGCUCCUCACUGGAGUGGGGUGGUUCAACGUGUCCAUGCUGUACUAUGGUGUCUACAGCAGUAACAGUGUGCUGUCCAGUUAUAACAUCCAGCUAGCUUACCUCUUUACCAUCACCUCCUACAUGCUGCUCUGUGGAGCCUCAGUCAUAUACAGUCCAGAGGAUGUCCUGACAGAGGCCUGGUCUCUGCUGCUGCCUGUAGCAGUGUGUGUCCUCAACACCUUCAUAUCACUACUCUACACACAAGCACACAGACUGGAGCGCUACGAUAGCCCACGUACACGCGUCUACGUCACGGUGCUCAGGAAUGCGAUGCUGAAGGUGUCUAUCCUAGUAGUGUUGUGUUACUACUGGUUAGCGCUGGUCCCCGGCAACGUCCCGUGCUGGGAGUCGUAUGUUGGUCAGGAUGUGUACCGGCUGGUCAUAGUGGACUUCAUCUUCUGUCUGCUGGGAUCCUUCUGUGGAGAAUACCUCUACAAUGUGAUUGCCACCAGGUGUGUUGUGAAGCCGGCAGAGUUUGACGUGGCCAGGAACGUUCUAGAUCUGAUCAACGCUCAGACCCUGGCCUGGAUAGGGGUGUACUUCUCUCCUCUCCUCCCUGUCGUUCAACUCAUCAAACUCUUCCUAAUCUUCCACCUAAAGAAGACCAGUAUAAGGAGCUGCCAUCCUCCCAGCUCCUGGAGUAGGGUGGGUCAGAUGCAGACCCUCUUCAUCUCCCUCCUCUUCCUCCCCUGUUACCUGGGGACUCUGGCCCUGCUGGCAUACACACUCUGGAGUCUCCCUCCCUCUAGUGUGUGUGGUCCGUUCCAGGACCAGGGCUGGGUGAUGCAGACUGUAGACACACACUAACCCUACCUGUCCUGUCUCGGUCCCCAGUCUCCCUCCCUCUAGUGUGUGUAGUCCGUUCCAGGACCAGG
Oncorhynchus tshawytscha (Chinook salmon) is the source of this 1829-nucleotide messenger RNA. Its product is annotated as transmembrane channel-like protein 5. NCBI's taxonomy places the organism in Eukaryota, Metazoa, Chordata, Actinopteri, Salmoniformes, Salmonidae. Gene Ontology annotation, molecular function: mechanosensitive monoatomic ion channel activity. Gene Ontology annotation, cellular component: plasma membrane. The record is from RefSeq and is a predicted model, not a curated record. Bases 130 to 1761 code for a protein of 543 amino acids. The transcript is spliced from 17 exons.